Dichotomopilus funicola is the source of this 3837-nucleotide messenger RNA. RefSeq lists its product as uncharacterized. NCBI's taxonomy places the organism in Eukaryota, Fungi, Ascomycota, Sordariomycetes, Sordariales, Chaetomiaceae. Gene Ontology annotation, molecular function: calcium ion binding; protein binding. Gene Ontology annotation, biological process: endocytosis; endosomal transport. The transcript is spliced from 6 exons. The record is from RefSeq and is a predicted model, not a curated record. Gene Ontology annotation, cellular component: cytoplasm; plasma membrane. The coding region runs from base 1 to 3837 and encodes 1278 amino acids.
AUGGCUUCGGAAACACCGGUUGAGGCGGGGGCGCCAAACCUGAACCUCACGCCCGAAGAGAAGCGCGUAUACGGACAACUCUUUCGACAGGCCGAUACCGAUGGUGUGGGGGUUGUGACAGGCGAGGUUGCCGUCAAGUUUUUUGAGAAGACGAGAUUGGAUUCGCGGGUACUGGGAGAGGUGUCGCAGUACACGGGCUUGUUUGAGCGGCAGGCGCUGCAGAAUGGCAACAUGCUGCCAGGUGAGGCGGCCAAGCAGAUCUUUGAAAAGUCGGGUCUUCCGAACGAUGUGUUGGGCCGUAUCUGGAUGCUGGCCGACACGGAGCAGCGUGGCGCUCUGGUACAGACCGAGUUUGUCAUCGCCAUGCAUCUGCUUACGUCCGUCAAGACGGGUGCGCUGCGAGCCCUUCCCAACAUCCUCCCCGCUGCGCUGUACGAGGCGGCUACGCGCCGUGGCUCGAACGCCGGGGCUGGGAUUCCACGACAAGGCUCGCCCACGACGGCGGGCACUACGCCGCCCAUCUCAGCGGUCCCGAGGCAGCUGACGGGCCAGGGUCAGAUCCCGCAGAUGCGCACGGGGAGCCCGCUCGGCCGCCCGCCCCUUUCGUCGCAGACUACGGGUGACUGGCUCGUCACGCCGGCGGACAAGGGACGGUUCGACCAGCUGUACGACGAACUGGACAAGACCAAGAAGGGUUUCAUUACGGGCGAGGAGGCGGUGCCUUUCUUCAGCCAGUCGAACCUGUCAGAGGACGCGCUGGCGCAGAUCUGGGAUCUCGCGGACGUCCACUCGGAGGGCCGCCUGACAAGGGAUGAAUUUGCCGUCGCCAUGUACCUGAUCCGACAGCAGAGGACAAAGCGUGAUGGGUCGGCACUUCCCACGACACUGCCGGCCAACUUGAUUCCGCCGAGCCUGCGCACUCCGCAGCAGCAACAGCAGUCCCAACAGCAGCAGCAACAAGCUCGCCCGCGGACGGCCAACUCUGCUUCGGCGUUCGACCCUCCGCCGGCCGCGCGGCCGCCACCGCCGCAGCAAAAGCCGUCGGCGAUGGAUGACCUGUUCGGCCUGGACGACAUCCACCCGCCUGCGCCGGCUCAGGUACCCGUGCGCACCGGUGGUUCGGCCCCCGGCGACCCAUUCGCGUCGAGCCUGAGCCUCAGUCCGAAGGCGCCGUCGUCGCCUGCUAGGCCCUCGCCGUCGGCAUCCACCUUCCGGCCGUUCGUGCCGUCGUCGUCGUUUGGGCGCGGCCUGACCACGCAAGCGACGGGCGGGUCUAAUACCUCGGCCUCGGCUAAGCCUGCAGCGAUUGAGGAUGACCUGCUAGGCGACGCGGAGCCGGAAGUGAGCAAGAAGCUGACGAGCGAGACGACGGAGCUGGCGAACCUGUCGAACCAGAUCGGGUCGCUGACCAAGCAGGUGCAGGACGUGCAGGGCCAGCGCACGGGGAUCCAGAACGAGCUGACGCAGUCGAGCGCGCAGAAGAAGAACUUUGAGCAGCGGCUGACGCAGCUGCGGGCCAUGUACGAGAAGGAGGCGCAGGAUGUGCGGGCGCUGGAGACGCAGCUGACGACGUCCAAGAACGAGACCAAGAAGCUGCAGGGAGAGUUCGCCAUGGUUGACGCUAGCUACCAGGAGCUGCAGAACCAGCACCGUCAGCUGCUGGGGGCGUUGCAGGCGGACCAGCAGGAGAACGCGGCCCUCAAGGAAAAGAUCCGGGCGGCCAACGCCGAGGUCGCGCAGCUCAAGCCGCAGAUUGAGAAGCUUAAGUCAGACGCGCGCCAGCAAAAGGGGCUCGUGGCGAUUAAUAGGAAGCAGCUGGCCACUAACGAGGGCGAACGCGACAAGCUGAAGGGCGAGGUCGAGGACCUGACGCGCAGCAACGAGGAGCUCGCGCGCCAGGCUAGCCAGGUCAGCAUCAGCGCAACCAACUCCCCGCCGCCGCCGCCGCCGGCUCAGGUGGCCAGCCCGGCGCUGUCGACGGCAAGUGCUAAUAACCCUUUCUUCCGCCGCACGGGCAGCACCGACAUCACCUCGACCUUCUCACCACCCAUCCGGUCGUUCACGGACCGGGCCUUUGACGAUGUGUUUGGCCCGGGGCCGGCUGGUGCUGGUGGUAAUGCUAGUGCUGCAGCAGCUGCCAUCUUCAAGCAAAACACGGGCGCGUCGACCGGCAGUGCCGCCUCGUUUGCGACCCCGGCCUCAACGAGCCCUAACGCGAGCCGCCAGCCGACCGUCGCGGGAGACCAACAGCAACAGCAGCAGCCCACUACGCUGGCCGAGGCCGGACGCAGCAACUCGGGAUUCCCGCACUUUGUUGACGCCGCUGAGUCGCUGAGCACAUCGCGCCAAGUAUCGCCUGCGCUGAGCAGGACUGAGACGGCGAACCAGGAGACAUUGGCUGCGUCUCCUUUGGAGCCAGCCCAAACUGGCCAUAGUCUGGCAGCGUCGGGAUCUGGCUCCCGGCCGGCAUCCCCUGCGUCGGCAACUGAGGGCCGACCUGCGUUUGGUUCCAUCUCGGAGGAGACAGGCAAGCCGUCUGCCGCAGCUGUUCCGGCUUCUGCUGCUGCUGCUGCUGCUGCAUCGUCCGGUGGCAAGGAGGCCGACCCGUUUGCGGUGGACCAGGACAAGGCCAAGGAGGAUUUCGAGUCAGCCUUUGCCAGCUUCAAACAGGCUCGCGCCGGGCCCACGGCGGCGACGUCCUCUAACGACACAGCAAAGGCAUUCUCGACCUUCAGCUCGGAGUUCCCCCCUAUUUCGGAGCUGGAACGCGACGAGUCGGACAGCGAGAGCGAGCGUGGCGGGUUUGACGACGACUUCGCCCCGGCUUCCCCGCCACCGAAGCACGUCGUCGAGAAGAGCAUCGGCUCGCGGUCGGCGUCUCCUGUGGUGCCCAAGACCCUGCCUGAUGCGGCGGCAGCUUCGCCUGAGCCGGCCGUGAGCGACAAACCGGCCACCUCCCCCUCGCAUCUCAACAACCUCAGCUCGUCCAACAUCAACGACAUCUUUGGUUCCUCCUCGGCCGCUGCUGCACCCACGGCCGCCCCAGCAACUGCCAAAUCCCCCGCCCCCUUCGACGAUCUCGACGACGACUUCGAGGGCCUUGAAGACGCCAAAGAGGGUUCCGCCGACGACGACUUCGCCACCAUCUCCCGCUCGGGCCUCGAUGACUUUAACCCCGUCUUCGACAGCUCGCCGCCGCCGAGCCAGGCGAAGAGCGAUGCCACGCAUCCGGGUGCCGGCCUCGGCGGUGGAACCAACACCACCUCGUUCGGCACGGAGAGCAGCUUUGAUUUUGGCUCACUGUCGGGUACCUCGGCGGCCGGCAGCACGGCUGGUGCGAGUGCCACGCCUGCUGCUGCCUCGGCGUCGACUGCUGCUGCUGCUGGACCUUCUGGUACUGGUGCUCCUGCUGUGAACCAAACAAAGGCUGCCACUGGCCCCGCCGAGUCAGCCUCGUCACCGUCCACCUCCCACGACUGGGACGCCCUCUUCGCCGGCCUCGACUCAGCCACCACCCCGACCGCCUCUUCCCAAACCCUCGCCACCAGCCUAGACAACGACCAAGCCACCGGCGCAGCCAUCGGUACCGCCACCACUACUGGAGCAGCAACCACGACAUCCGCCACAACCGCAGCAGACGGUGGUGAAACAGCCGGUGGUGAGAGUAGACCGAACGCGCCCGGUAGGGCACUGACGGAGGAAGGCGAGCACGACGACCCGAUCUUGAAGAAUCUCACGGGUAUGGGGUACUCAAGGAAGGAGGCGCUGGCUGCGCUGGAGAAAUAUGAUUAUAAUCUGGAGAGGGUCGUCAUUCUAUCGCCAGUUGGGUCGGGCUAG